This is a messenger RNA of Necator americanus (New World hookworm), 336 nucleotides long. RefSeq lists its product as uncharacterized. The record is from RefSeq and is a predicted model, not a curated record. NCBI's taxonomy places the organism in Eukaryota, Metazoa, Nematoda, Chromadorea, Rhabditida, Ancylostomatidae. Bases 1 to 336 code for a protein of 111 amino acids. The transcript has a single exon.
AUGGCGUCUCUUGGUGGUUUUGAAACUCUUCGCUUUCCUCGUACAGUCGUGGAGAUGUUCUACAAGCCGUUCAUAUUCGUCGACGAUGUUGUCCAUGACGGUAUCUUCCCAAAUGCCGACAAGCGAAGCGAAGAGCUCCCAGCCGAUGACAGUUCUGGGAGUUCGCCUAGUGAACUUUGCGGCUUUUUCUCGUCUCCGUGUGAAAGAAAAUCUUCCUUAAAGAAGGCCAUGGUCCGAUCCUGUAUAAAACUUUGGUACAACAGCGACAUCCGUCAGGCAAAAUCUUUUACUGAUGAUGAUAUGGUCAGUUUCAUUAUGAUACCCUCCAUCGGAUGA